AUGGCUUCAUCAAUUUUUCUACUUCCCGAAAUCAUCCUGCCUAUUGUAUCCUGCCUGAAAAAUGACCCCUACUCAUUACACUCUUGUAUGCUUGUAAGUCGUUCUUGGUGUAAGUUAACAGUACCAUUCUUAUGGACUGACCCAUUUAAUCCUUAUUCUUCAAAUACACAAAUUAUUUCAACUUAUAUGAAUUCUUUGAGUUCUUCACAUAAAUCAUUUUUGAAAAAAAUAUAUCCAAUGGAAAAAUUAGAAAUCGAUAAACCACCACUUAUAUUUAAUUAUACCAAUUAUUUGAAAGUAUUAAACUACUCUUUAUUGCAUGAUGCAGUACAUGCUUGGUGUGAUCUUUAUCGUAUACGCAGUGUAUUUAAACAAGAAGAAGAUGAUGAUUUUGAAGAAUGUAAAAAAGAGUCUGGUGAAUAUUUUUACGAUGGUGGUGAUUCUUUGUUAUUUAAUCCAAAAAUAAAAAUCUUGGAAUUAUUGUUUGAUUUAUUAUUAGAAAAAACAACUCUGACAACAUUAUCAAUAAAAGUCAUAACACAUAGAUAUGAGUUUUGCACAACUUUGAGCAAGUUAACUAUUGAUUGUUCAUGGGGAAAUGAUGCAUCAUCAAAUAAACUUUUGAUUUCACAAACAUGUUUGAUUGAAUUGAUCAUCAUCAAUCGCUGGCCAAAUCAUUUGUUAGACUCUGAUGUUGGUAGAGAUAAUGAUGGAAGUUUAGACGUUUUGAAAUAUUGUGAAAACUUGAGAGUUUUAAAAUUUAAUAAUUGGAAAUCUUUUGGACAUAAAUAUUCACUGGACUUGGCUGACAUAUAUUUUCCUAAAUUAGAGGAAUUGCUGUUUUCAACUUAUACUCCUCGUCUAGAUAUCUUGAUUAAAAUUAUAAGGAUUAAUGGUCAAAAUUUAAAAUGUCUGACAUUGGUGGCAUUGACUCAUUCAAGUAUCAAAUUUGCAAACAAAAAAUUUUUUAUUAAAUAUAAGCUGCUCAUAGAAACAAUAUCUGAAAAUUGUCCAAAUCUAAUAACUUUAAACACGUCAAUCUCGAGCAUAACAAUGUCCGGAUAUUGUAAUUUGCUACAAAGGUGUACUUGGCUAGCAAAUUUGAGUGUGGAAUUCAUUCAUAAUAGUCAAGAUCCUUUUUUUCCAACUAAUGAAUCUUUAUUACUUUUAUUGGGUAGUUCAAUUCCUAUCAGUUUAAAACAACUUACACUUAAAUUAACGCUGAUAUUUGAACCGAAAACAUUACACAAUUUUUUGUUUGAACAUUGUAAGGCAAGAUUGGAAAAAUUGAAAUUGUUCAUGCGUGCAAAUAAUGAACAUUUUGCUGUUCUACAAGAAUAUGCCAAGACAUUUGGAAGCUUGAAGUUACUUGAUCUACGUAACUGUGAUGGAAUUGAACAGGAUCAAUUUCAUGACUCUAAGAAAUACAUUAAAGAGGUGAUAAUCUUUAAUUCGUAUGGGGAAAGAGUUGCUUGGUAA
This is a messenger RNA of Entrophospora candida, 1479 nucleotides long. The record is from the annotation of a GenBank genome assembly. NCBI's taxonomy places the organism in Eukaryota, Fungi, Glomeromycota, Glomeromycetes, Entrophosporales, Entrophosporaceae.